This is a messenger RNA of Sorex fumeus (smoky shrew), 498 nucleotides long. It is a transcript of the gene SPACA4, whose product is annotated as sperm acrosome associated 4. The record is from RefSeq and is a predicted model, not a curated record. The transcript is spliced from 2 exons. NCBI's taxonomy places the organism in Eukaryota, Metazoa, Chordata, Mammalia, Eulipotyphla, Soricidae. Bases 1 to 498 code for a protein of 165 amino acids.
AUGGUCCCCGGCUGGUUACUGCUACUCAUAGCCGUGUGUCCGGGCACCCGGGCCUCCAAGGAAUGCCUGUUCUGUGAGCUGACUGACUCGACUGUCUGUCCAGGCGUCCACAUGCACUGCGGGGAUGAUGAGGACUGUUUCACGGGCACUGGGGUGGCCCCAGGUAUGGGCCCCAUCAUCAACAAAGGCUGCAUGCAGUCCACCAAGUGCGGCCACGUGGAACCGGUCAGCUACAUGGGCGUCACCUACAGCCUGACCAGCAGCUGCUGCUAUGGCUACCUCUGCAACAGGGCCCCUCGCGCCCCCUGUGGCCCCCGCUCCUGGCUGCUGCGACUGGACUUGCCAGAGGCCCUGGACAACCUCGUGUGGCCCCGGCCUCAUCGAUCGAGGGGCGGCCGGCCCACCUGGAGCCAGGUCCGUGUGCUGGCCACAGUUUGGCUGCGUGUUUCUCCCUCACUGGUCUCUAAGAUGCUGGUGGCUGCUGCCGGCCACUGGUAG